Molecule: messenger RNA, 4048 nt
Organism: Drosophila ficusphila
Lineage: Eukaryota; Metazoa; Arthropoda; Insecta; Diptera; Drosophilidae
Gene: Caf1-180
Product: chromatin assembly factor 1 subunit A
Biological process (GO): nucleosome assembly
Cellular component (GO): nucleus; CAF-1 complex
Source: RefSeq, a predicted model, not a curated record
CACAACUGCCAUCGCUAGUGUGUUUUCAGCGCCUUUUCCACCAUAAUUGUUGGCGAAAAACAAGCGAAGGAUUUGCUGGGGAAAAGCGACCAGGACACAGGAAGACAACAGCAGAAUGCCCGCCGGCAUUGUGAAGACCCCGAGCAGCGUCAGGACGAAGGAUGCAGCCGUGGCAAAGUCCGCGGAGAAGACCGCGAGCGGUGAAAAGUUUGUGCAGACGCGUCUGCCAUUCAAGAUGAUUACGCCAGGCGGUGGAGCAGGAGCCACCGCCUCCUCGUCCUCGUCGUCCGCCGGCCCCGUUACUGUGAUCCUAGAUGACGAAGAUCCCGUUCCGCGCAAACGGAAGCUCUCGUACGACGAUGAAACGCCACAGGAGGGCACCGGCAGUUCCGCCGCACAGCUGCGCCGUUCGAACAGCAAAGAGAACCUCGAUUUGGCCAGUUCCAUAGCCACAAAGAAGGCCAAGACUGCAGACAUAGAGGUGGAAUCCCUGGCGGAGGAUGUCAUCGAACUGGAUGAUGAUGAAGGUGAUGAGGAAGAAAAAGACAUGACGGAAGAGAUCGCGCCGGUGAAGAAGACCACAGAGGCCAAGCCGAAGACCAAGAAGCCGGUGGCGAAGAAAGCCUCGCCGGCACCCAUACAAAUCAAGUUGCCAUUGGUCAACAAACGAUCCAAGCGCAGAAAAUCCCUCAAGAAAUCCGAGGAGGCGCUGGACACUUCAGCCAAGGAUGUUGCCAAGACAGGCAGUGAGUCCAGCGAUGACAUAGAAGCACUAGCUGAGGAGCUGAACCCUCAAAAGAAGCUGCGAGUCCAGGUGGUGGAGCUUGACUCACCAGAAGAGAGCCCCAAAAACAAAGAAAAGGAAGAGGAGAAGGUCAGCCAGAAUGAGAAAAAGGACCCAAAGAAGCAGAAGGAGGCCAAGGAUACGUCAAAGGAAUCCAAAAAGGAAGAGUCCAAACUCACAGAGCAGAACAAGAAAAACGAUCAAUCCACGAUAGAUCUCUUUAUAGCUAAGAAGGCGGAAGCCGGCAAGAAAGAAGUGCCUGAAAACAAGAAGAGAAAUAAAUCGAUUGUAGAGGAUUCCAAACCCAAAGAAACCACCAAGCAGGAUAAAACCAAAGCGGCCGGGAAACUCGCGAAGGAGGAAUCAAAAUCAGCUGAAAAGCACGAUCCAGAAGAAAACGAAGCCAGUUCAACGAAGUCGCAGAAAGAGAAAGACAACCCGCCUGCCAAAAAUCAAAAAGAAGAGCUCUCCAAUGGCAAGAACCAGAAAGAAGAAGCAAGCAAGAAAUCCCAAAUAAAGGAAACUGAAAAGAAGGCCGAAUCACCAAAGGAGAAACCCAGCAAUGAGAUCGAGCAGGACUCCGGAAAAACCAAGAAAGACGAGCCAUCUGCUCCGGAAAAAUCCGAGAAAGGAACACCCGAAGAUGCUGAAAUCUCAGUGAUCCUCUCCAGCAGCGAAGACAACAGCUCCAGCAGCGAGCACGAAAUGGACGUGGACACGGACGUGCAGAAGGAUGUUCCUCACAACAGAAGAAGCCUCCCGGAGGCCACUGAUUCCCAGAAGACGCUCACGCCCAAACAGCAGAAACUUCUGGAGCGAAGGAAGAAAGCUCGCGAGGAGAAGGAACAAAAACUGGCUGAGGAGCGGCGUCUGAAGCAGCAGGAGAAGGAACAGCGGGAGCAGCAGAAGAAGCAGGAGCGCGACGAAAAGGAGCAGCAAAGGAAGAUGGAGAAGGACCAAAAGGAGCAGCAGAAGAAGAUGGAAAAGGAGGAGAAGGAGCGCAAGCGGCAGGCCGAGGUGGAUUCCAAGAACGAGGAGAAGCGCAAGCGCAACGAGGCCAAGGAGGAGGUGCAGCGCAAAAAGGACGAGGAGCGCCGCAAAAAGGAGCAGGAACGCGAGGAGGCCGAGCAAAAGAAGAAGCGAGCCGCCGAGUCCUUCACCAAGUUCUUUGUGCCCAAGCAACCGAAAACCGGCGGCGGAUCCAAUGCCACAUCCUACCUGGAACACGAACAGAGCAGCUGCGACAGCUCCAAGGCGAGCAGCCAGCUGCUGGCCUUCCGACCCUUCCAGGUCAAGGACGACAUGCUGCUGGCGCCCAUUGUGCGCGCCUCGCUUGGCCAGGAGCAGCGCUCCCAGCUGGACGGACUCUUCAAGCACCACGACGAGGAUGACGACGACGACGAGGAGGAGGAGGGCAUCGUUCGGCGAAAGCCACCAAAUCGGGCUCAUCUUUAUCUCAGCGAACUGAGCAAUGGGCGGCGGUUGCCACUGAAGAUGCUGCGCGAUGCCAGACUUCAAAGACGCACCAAGGAUGAAGAGGAGGAGGACGAGGUUCAAGUGAUAGACGACCUUUCCACUGCUGGUCUGCCCAUUGAGGAGGAGCAGCCCAAGCAGCUGGCCAGGAUGCGGGCCAAGUAUCUGCACUUUGCGGACAACCGAAGACCGCCCUACUACGGCACCUGGCGCAAGAAGAGCACCAGCAUCUCCGCUCGCCAUCCACUGGCACAGGAUAAAGUUCACUUCGAUUACGAACUGGACUCGGAUUGCGAGUGGGAGGAGGAGGAGCCGGGCGAGUCGCUCAGUGCCAGCGAGGACGAGAAGGAGCGCGAGUCGGAGGAGGAGUCCGAGGAGGAGUACAACGAGUGGUACGUGCCGCACGGUCAUCUCAGCGACGAGGAGCUGCAGAACGACGGCGACGGCGAAAUGGAUGAUGGACACACGCGCGAGGCGCAAAAGGCCAAGUUGCAGGUGCUGCAGCAGGAGUUCGCCCAGGAGAUGAAGAAGCAGACGAAGAAGAUCAAACCACGCCUCCUGGGUCCCGUUUGGCUGGACGAGAACGGCAACAAAUCGGAGCUGUUCCCGGCCAUUUUCGCCCACACCAUCGACAUGUACGCCUGCUGGCAGACGGAGCCGCUCAGCCUGGAGCCACCGCCGGAGCCGGAGCGCGAGGAUCAGCCGCCCGAGCAGCCGGUGCCACUGCAGCUGGACGAUCGCCUGUUGCAGCAGCUGGUGCGCCUGACCCACGGCAAUCGGAACUCGAAGACGUUCUUGAUCAACGAGUAUUUAGAGUACCUGAAAACCCAACCAUCCGUCGAGUCCAAUCAAACGCUGUUGCCCUCGAAGACUGUGCUACGCGAGAAGUUCGACGAGCUGGCCAGCUGGAAGACCGUGGAGCUGGGCACACCCGAGGCGGCGGCCACCAAUGCGACCAGCGCCAAAAAGACCAAGAAGCCGAAGAAGCGUGUCUGCUGGGUGGUGGCCACCGAGCUGCUGGAGAAGUACCAGCUGCCGGAGCUACCGCUGCAGAACCAGUGGGACUACACGCUGACGCCCAAGGUGAGCGAGGGAGCCGAUGCAGCGCAGCACGAGCAGAGUCCGCCAGCAGAGGCGGAAGCCACCGCAUCACCCGUCGUGGCAUCGGUUGCCAACUCAACGUCGCCCACAACGCCCGUCACGGGCCAAAGUCAGGCAACUCCUGGCGCCAAAAAGCGGGCCACCUUGAUCAUGUCCGUGCCCAGGGAUCAGCCGAUUCCCACGGCCACCAAGAACAAGCUGAUCAGCCAGUUCCUGCGGCGCCAGAACGAUGCCAGCAGUCCUAAGGAUAAGCCGCAGGAUAAGGCCAAGGAGAAGCCGCCUCCCGCCGUCAGCGAGGAUGUGGUGAUGCUCUCGGAUUAGACCUAAGUUAACCCCCCCAAAAAAGAAAACACUACUGCCCCAGGUUUUGUGGGUCUUCCUCCUAGCCGUAGUUUCAAUUGAUAUCCACGCACAUUUUUUUUUCGAUAGAUUCGCUUGUAAGUUGAUUUAAUUUUUAAUGUUCCCGAUGUACGUUCGACUUGUAUGUCCUCCUCCUCAUCAGCCCAUCCGCAUCAGGUGUAUCCCUUCCCAGCCAGCAUCCAUCCACCCACCCGCUCAUCUGUAGCUCUGUUAAGUGGUUCGCGGAACAAGUACUCACAAACUGUAAUUAUCGCGGUACGUUUCGGUUGCGUUAGUGAACCAUCUAUACAUAUAUAGUAUAUAUGCAAUAAUACAUUACCUGAUCUUUUA